CCUCAAACAUUAUAACCCGCCAAUAAUCCCCCCCCCCCCCAAUGAUGUUUAACAACUCAUAACAAAUAAUCAACCGAUAAAACGACAAAAGCAUCAAUGAGAAGCACUAUUGCCUUCCGAGACAGCGAGUGCGGCCCCAGCCUUUUCGCGAGCAGUUUCUCUAGCAUCUCACAAAUGACCUGUACCACAUGGGCCAUGCUUUCCUGAACCUCGCUCAGGCUUGCGACCGUUACUCCAAGCUUGUCGACCUUGGCGCGCAACACCUCCGUGUCCAUGAGACCUUCGAGAAUGACGUCGACCUGCGAACCCGAGCGCUUAUCCUGCACCGCCUUGUCCUAGGCAGCCUUCUCAGCCUUUUCCGCCACACUCAUGGACUUGGUUUGCACCAUUGUGGCCACGACGACACCUUGGCUUGAGUCGAGACUGACUCAUUUAGCCUCUGAUACCAAUAUGAUAGAAUCAAGAAUUUUUUUCCCCGUUGAAUCAGUUACCCUUUUACUAUUAAGUAAGGAAUUGCAAAUAAGAAAUCCAAACCAAUACAACGAAAUGGGUCGCCAUUGUGGCUUCCCAGAGCAGAAAAUGAAAAAUGGGACAAAGA
Linum trigynum is the source of this 598-nucleotide messenger RNA. The record is from the annotation of a GenBank genome assembly. NCBI's taxonomy places the organism in Eukaryota, Viridiplantae, Streptophyta, Magnoliopsida, Malpighiales, Linaceae.